AAUCGAGUACCCUCUUGUCGUGCUGAUCCACAACUGCAAAAUUCCCCAACAGACGACCAUGAAGCUUCGGUGUCGAUCCAUGGACGCGCGCGGCGGCGUCGGCGGCGUCGCUGAGACGCACCGCGUGCAGCUGCCGGACACGGCCGUGCUCUCCGAUGUGAAGUCCUUCCUCGCCGCCAAGCUCUCCGCGGCGCAGCCCGUCCCCGCCGAGUCCAUCCGCCUCUCCCUCAACCGCUCGCAGGAGCUCCGUUCACCGGACCCCUCGGCCACCCUCGCCGCCCUCGGCCUCGCAUCCGGUGACCUCCUCUAUUUCACGCUCUCCGCAGAGUUAUUAUCGCAGCCACCGCCUCCUGAAAUCCUUCCCCGGAACCCUAGCCCGGUUACAGCCUCGAUCGGGCAAAUUGCUUCCGGUUCCAAAUCUCCUGGGGUGGCCGGUGGAUCCUCGUCACUGCCUCAAAAUCUACACAUACAGCCCGCCUCUUCAUCGCUGCCGCAAAAUCUACACAUAGAGCCUAUCUGUUCGUCGAGGCCGCGAACCCUCCACGUGGAACCUAGUUUGCCCGUGGCAUCUGAUCCGCCCGAUGUGGUGAUGGCGGAGGCCGUCCAGGCGCCCAAGAGCUUGUCGAGCCUUGUGAUUGGGAUUCUCAAGCGGCAGAUGGAGGCGGAGAAUGCUGGGGGCGCAAAUGGUACUGUUAUCCAUCGCCUAGCUGUGUCCCUUCAGGCAGCUCUGGUCGAUGCUGGCUUCCUUGCGGAGAAUCCGAUGGGGUCUCGCCUCGGAUUGCUGAAGGACUGGGCCUCGGGUGCAGCGGCAACACUGACCGUAAAAUACACCUUACCGGAGCUUGUCGCCAUGCUACCCGAGGGUGAAGAGGGGAAGACAGUGGUUUUGAACUGCUCAUUGAUGCCGAAUUUUGUGAUGAUAUAUGGGUGUGUGCCCGGGGCACACUCAGAAGUGCGCAGAUUGUGCUUGGAGUUACCAAAGCUGGCGCCGCUGCUAUAUCUGGAUAGCAAUGAAGUGGGUGCAACAGAGGAGAAGGAGAUUCUUGAGCUUUGGAGGGUGCUGAAGGAUGAGCUGUGUCUUCCGCUGAUGAUAUCUUUGUGCCAACUCAACGGGUUGCGCUUGCCGCCGUGCUUGAUGGCAUUGCCAGGUGAUCUGAAGGCUAAAGUAUUGGAGUUUGUUCCUGGGGUUGGUCUUGCAAGGGUUCAGUGCGCAUGCAAGGAAUUGCAGGAUCUUGCAGCAGAUGAUAAUCUUUGGAAGAUGAGGUUAGAAUUGGAGAUGAGUCCUUCUAGCAAGGGUUCUGGAUGGAGCGGAAAUUGGAAGCAAAGGUUUGUGGCAGCUUGGAAGGUGGACAACAGUAGGAGGCAUCACAAGAGACCACCCAGCCCAAGGUUUUCGGGCUAUGGUUGGGGGAUCGGUACACGUAACCCACUUAACUUCCCAGUAAUUGGUGGUGAUUCGGACCGUCUGCCCUUUAUAAAUCACAAUAUCCUUGGGCGUAGUUUUGGAAAUCAGCGGAGGAACAUCUCGCCCAACUGCAAUUUCGAGGGUCAUCGCCAAGGGUUUCCUUGAUUUAAGUUUUCACUAGUAUCUCAAGUAUGCAAUGCAUAGGCUGCCUUGUACAUGUUUAUAAGUUGCACGCCAGUGCUCUUAUCCUUGUGAACUUUUUUGUCUGUAUCUUAGAUCCGUCUUGUCGUUUUCCUGUUAUUCCUUGCUAUGACACCAAAGUACUUCUGCUCUGAUCUAGCCAACGCCAUGAUCGAUUAUGUAAUAAAUAGUUUGGACUUAUGGUACCAGUUUGGACUUAUGGUACCGAGAGCUUAACUUUGCUCUCUAUACAUGUUUCGGUAUCA
Molecule: messenger RNA, 1851 nt
Organism: Aegilops tauschii subsp. strangulata
Lineage: Eukaryota; Viridiplantae; Streptophyta; Magnoliopsida; Poales; Poaceae
Product: F-box protein SKIP22
Molecular function (GO): protein binding
Source: RefSeq, a predicted model, not a curated record